Messenger RNA from Dalotia coriaria, 1786 nucleotides. RefSeq names its product UDP-glycosyltransferase UGT5-like. The coding region runs from base 89 to 1786 and encodes 565 amino acids. The record is from RefSeq and is a predicted model, not a curated record. The transcript is spliced from 2 exons. NCBI's taxonomy places the organism in Eukaryota, Metazoa, Arthropoda, Insecta, Coleoptera, Staphylinidae. Gene Ontology annotation, molecular function: UDP-glycosyltransferase activity.
CUACUUUUUAAACCACAUAUUAUGUCAGUAUGUGCGCGACACUAUAAGUUAAUAAACUUAAAUAUCAUUGUUUCAGCAUAAGCCUAAAAUGAAGUUAUUAAUUGUUUUGUGGCUAAGUGUUACCAUUUUGGGUAUCUGCGAUGGAUCAAAAAUUCUAGGCAUAUUUCCAGUACCUAGUAAAAGUCACUACAUCAUUGGAGAAGCAUUACUCAGAGGUUUGGCCGAAAAAGGACACGAUGUGACUAUGAUUAGCCCAUACACUCUGGAUAAGCCAAUGAAAAACUACACAGAUAUAGUAGUCAAUGAAGUAUUGGAAUUGAAAGAAGCUUAUGGUCCACAGAUGGCGGAAUUUAACGCCACGUUUUUCCAAAAAGCAAACUUAUCUUAUCACCUUUUUCCUGCGAUGAAUCACGCAAUUCACAACAGUUCAAACGUUCGUCAGUUUCUUAAAAAAGGAGAAAAAUAUGACCUUUGCAUUGCGUCCUUCAUAAUUUCGGAAGCAUCAUUUGGAAUAUGCGACUCAGUACAAGCUCCUGCAAUUGGAAUGAGUCUGGUAGGAAUGACACCAUUUCUUAGUUAUCAUACUAAUAAUCCUACACCAUAUUCAUAUGUGCCUAAUGGGUUUUUGGGAUUAACUGAUGAGAUGAGUUUUUGGGACAGAGUAAAAAAUGUGGCUUCUUCAUAUUUUAUCGAAGCAUUGAUGCAUUUCUUUUUAUUACCGUAUCAACAAAAGUUGUUAAAUACAUAUUAUCCUAAUGCACCGACAAUUGAAAAAUUAAUGGAUAAUGUUGACCUUUAUUUAAUGAAUUCUCAUACGUCUACUGAUUUUCCUAAACCUUUACUACCAAAUAUAAUUCCAAUCGGAGGAUUUCACGUACAAAUCAUGGAUAAAAUUCCUGAAGACAUACAAAACUUUCUCGACAAGUCACAAAAGGGUGUGAUUUACUUCAGUAUGGGCAGUAAUAUUAAAGGCGCAGACCUUGAUCAAGGAAUUAGGAAUACCGUACUAAAUACUUUUGCUAAAUUGGAAUAUGACGUCCUCUGGAAAUUUGAAGAAGAUCUUCCAAACAAACCUAAAAACGUUCAUAUUGCAAAAUGGGUCCCACAACGCCCCAUCCUAAUGCAUCCAAAUGUUAAAAUGUUUAUAACUCAUGGUGGACUUGGUGGAACAGUGGAAGCUAUUCAUGGUGGAGUUCCAAUGAUUUGUAUGCCCAUGUUUGGAGACCAACCAAAGAACUGUGCGGAGAGUGCUCAGAAGGGUUAUGCUAUAGUCGUGGAUCUGUUGGGAAUCACUGAAGAGAAGCUUACAAACGCUAUCAAGGAGAUUGGAACCAAUCCAAGGUACAAGGAGAAAAUAAUGUUGAAAUCUGAUCUAUAUCGGAACCAAGAAAUUAAUCCAAUGGAUAAAGCUAUAUAUUGGGUAGAGCAUGUUAUUAGGCAUAAGGGUGCAAAACAUUUGAAGUCAAGAGCUAGCAGUAUUCCAUGGUGUCAAUAUUAUCUAUUAGAUGUAGCAGGUUUUCUACUGGCCAUCUGUCUGAUUGGAUUAUGCAUUACUUACUUUAUCAUUAAACUAAAUUUAAAAGUAUUAUGUUGGAUGAUGCAAAAAAUUAGAGGCACGAAGAAAUGUAAGAACUCUGGAAAACACAAAAUUAAAUCACAGUUUAAUGUGUUAAUAAUUCUCUGGUAUUUUCCUUCACGUCAUUUUAAUGAAUACUUGAACGUUGAUGAAAAACUAUGGUUUGAAAUUAAUGAACUGCAUAUUUCACUAAAAACCAUAUUAAAUUAA